This is a messenger RNA of Emericellopsis atlantica, 2021 nucleotides long. RefSeq lists its product as uncharacterized. Gene Ontology annotation, biological process: cytoplasmic translational initiation. Gene Ontology annotation, cellular component: cytoplasm; eukaryotic translation initiation factor 3 complex. The coding region runs from base 389 to 1699 and encodes 436 amino acids. The transcript has 2 exons. Lineage: Eukaryota; Fungi; Ascomycota; Sordariomycetes; Hypocreales; Bionectriaceae. Gene Ontology annotation, molecular function: translation initiation factor activity. The record is from RefSeq and is a predicted model, not a curated record.
UGCUUCAGUAAAUACUAUAUCACAGCAGUAUCAAGGACUCCCAAAGACGACAUCAGGAGCGACUAACGGACUAACGUUGUUCCGUGGCCGCCUCGGACAGCACGCACACACAUUGCCUGGCGUGGCAGAAAAUUUGGCGGGGUGUCAGAGGGGAGAGCCCCACCACAGGGUUAUUCGAGGCUUCUCUUUGUAGAGCAUAUUCUCAUUGCGAACCCGAGAACAAUCGAACCGGCGUGACCAGACGAGCAAACAAAUACCCGCGGGCGGACCUGAGGAAUUUUUGGGCAAUCACCAACAUCACAAGCGUCCCACGACCGAGCCGACACCAGGAUCGCAUCGAACGACGCCGGCCGAGCCCAGUUGCCCAGAGCCAAACGCAUCGCCCAUCAUGCCUGCUGCCACCACCGAGGGGUACCGCCCCCAGCUCACCUUUGUCGAUGGCUCCUUUGAAGAGCUGGCCGGCGAGAUGGCCGACUACCUCAAGUCGGAGGAGUCCAAGAAGCUGAUCGCGUCGGGCGCCUCCCAGGACGACAUCCUCGCCAAGCUCGUGGCAUCGGCGCAGACCCUGACGGCGGUCCCCGAGAAGGAGUUCACGGCGGCGUCCAACCUCAUGAUCCACCUCGUCAUGCAGUCCCCCGAUCCCAAGAAGCACCUCCAGAAGCUGUGCCAGGCCUUUGCCCGGCCCCUGCCCAGCUCGCCCCAGCACGGCGCUGGCCUGACCCUGAACGCCCUGACCACCGUGUUCAACCUUCUCAGCCCCGAGGACCCGGUGCGGGCGAAUGUGUUCCAGGAGAUCCUCAAGUUCCUCAAGAGCAACAGCAUGUACGACGCCCUGAAGCCCUACCUCGAGCGUCUGCCCGAGUGGCUCGAGACGUGGGACAAGGACGAGGACUUUCAGCGCAAGGUGUACGAGGAGGUGGCCGAGGUGGCCAUUGAGUCGGGCGAGGAGGAGGAGGGCUACAACUUCAUCCUCAAGGCGCUGCGGACGUUUGACGAGGACGAGAAGAGCGAGGUGACGUCGGAGGACGCGCAACGGUUAUCGCUGCGGGCCGUCAAGAUGGCGCUGCUGUCCAACACACACUUUCUGUUCCAGGACCUGCGUGCGAUCCCGAGCGUGCAGGCGCUGAGCGACUCGCACCCGGUGUACUCGCAGCUGCUGGACACGUUUGCGGAGCAGGACCUCGAGGACUACGACGACUUCAACGACGAGCACGAGGGCUGGGUCGAGAAGGAGAAGCUGGACCACGACAAGCUGCAUCGCAAGAUGCGCCUGCUCACGUUUGCCAGCCUGGCGGCCACGACGCCGAGCCGCGAGAUUGACUACGCCAAGAUCACCAAGGCGCUCCAGAUCCCCGAGGAGGACGUCGAGAUGUGGGCCAUUGACGUGAUCCGGGCGGGUCUCGUGGAGGGCAAGCUGUCGCAGCAGCGCCGCCUGUUCCUCGUGCACAAGGUGACGUACCGCGUCUUUGGCGACAAGCAGUACCGCGAGCUCGCGACGCGCGUGGACCACUGGCGCGCGACGCUGCAGAACGUGCUGGGCGUCAUCCAGCAGGAGCAGGUCAACGCCAAGGCGCAGAAGGAGCGCGAGGUGCAGGAGUUGGAGCGCAAGCUGAACAGCGUCGGCAUGGGUGGUGAGCGAGGAGGCGAUCGUGGUGCUGGCCGCCGGCAGCACAGGGAGCGGAACGACAAUGACGACUAAGAAGAAUGGACUGGGCUGCUUGUUUACCUUUUUUUUUUGUUUUGUGUGUUAAUAUUUGCCGGUCUCUUAAAGAGUCUUCCACCUGGACAUCGCCAGCCGACGAGGGGGCUGGCAGAUGAAGUGAGUGAGACAUUGGAGGUCAUGGCAGACGGCGUAGCUGGUGGCGCAUCGGGCCGUCAUCGUGGAGGGAUUCACGUAUGCUUUCCAUAGACAAAAGAAUGACGAUACGACCACGACUUCAGUACUGGUCCAGGUACUAAUUAAGGCAAGGUGAGGUUCUUAUGGUGAGCGACUCGCACUCACGUGAUUUCGCGUCUGUCCG